CAGAAGAGUUUUGUUUGACAUUGACAUAAUAAUAUUAUUCAUUCACGAACAGUAGUAAAUAAAUAGUUUUUUUUUUUUCACUGGAAAGUAGUUUUGUAGUAAAAUAGAGUAAUGGAAUCACAUCCACUUAAUCUGGCCCAUCAACAACACCGUCGUGCUGAGGCGCACCUGAUAAACAAUAGGUAUGACGAGGCGAUGCAGUGCCAUCACAAUGCUGCUGAACUAUUACUGGACGCUAUGAAGUCCACGACGUCGUCAGUCGCACUUGAAUCUAUCACAUUGCAACACAGUUAUCAUCUCAAACAAAAAGAUCUCAUCAAGAACAAAAAGGAACAAUACGAACGAGUCAAAAAAGCAAUGGACAAUAUCAAAGGUUUGGGGAAAGAUCCCACCUACAAUAUUCAAGCAAAUGAUAGUUCUAAAGUCCAAGUCGCUAUUUAUAGAACAAUAAAUGAAGCAGAUUCUUUGUUAUACACUUUAAUCAAUAGAAAUGCUGAACAAGGCCAAGUGAAAGACGCAGUUAUUAAAACUGAUGUUGUUGAUGGUAAGAAGAAUGAAAAGGGUCAGGAAACUGUUAUAGAGGAGUUGCAAAUACUGAAUCAGAACCUACAUUCUCUUGUGGAACAGUUAGUAAUGCAAGCAGAAGUACUUAAGGAUGAAAACAUGACCUUAAAAGAGAGGGUAAAUUAUUUAGAAAAAGAAAGGGUCAAGUAUUUGAAUCUUCCGUCUACUCAGAAUGAUUUAUUACAAAGGAACUUUUCCAAUAUCAUUAUAGGAAAUGAAGGUGUUCAAAAUGAUUUUAUUCAAAAAAUGCCUACAUCUAAAGAACCUCAGCUGGGCAGACCUAUCAAUGUAGCGGACAGAGCGGCUCUGCCUCAUUUUGACUUGAGUGCACUGAAAGAUUUAUAAUUGAAAUGGACCUGUGAAUAAAUAUCUAUUCAUAAAAAUACACUUAGAUCGUUAAUUUUAUUUGAUUUUGUUAUUAUUGAAAGUAUUUUUUUUUUUGUAUAAUUUUGCUCAUUUAGAAAUUAAAUCAAUACAUGGUGAUUUUAUAAGUCUAUUUAAGUAAAUACAUGUUUGUAGAUCUAUAAAUUGUUUUAUGAUUUCUUAAAACUGCCAUGCUUGAGAUAUAUUUUCAUUUAUUUGUUGCUGUAAAUAGAUAACCAUGACAUUAAACUGUUAGGUCAUCAA
This is a messenger RNA of Helicoverpa zea (corn earworm), 1191 nucleotides long. RefSeq names its product nuclear receptor-binding factor 2-like. The record is from RefSeq and is a predicted model, not a curated record. Gene Ontology annotation, biological process: autophagy. Bases 112 to 909 code for a protein of 265 amino acids. NCBI's taxonomy places the organism in Eukaryota, Metazoa, Arthropoda, Insecta, Lepidoptera, Noctuidae. The transcript has 2 exons.